UGGCACGUUUAUGAACUGUUGAGCGACGUUGCUUGGAUAUUCCAGGAAUAAUAUAACUUUCCGUUUCUAAUACAAUAUGGCAACUUGGGAUGACGUUCGAGAACUAGCUAACAAACUCAAAGAAACGCAAAAUCAACCUAAUAUUUGCAAACUAUCUGAUAGAACAUGGGUCGAUAUUAUACGACACUUGAUGUCUGUGAAUAGAUUAAAGCUGGUCUUCUCAACAGAUGGGCGAUCAUAUUUAACUCAGAACGAGCUUGAUAAAGAAAUCCGGGAUGAAGUUGAAGCAUAUUCUGGUAGGAUUACACUAACAGAACUGGCGUCAAAUCUUGAUGUGGAUUUUGACAUCAUUGAAUCACGAGUCACUGAAUUGAUAACUUUCGAUGCACAAAACAAGUCACCUUGUCGUUUGAUCAGUAUACCUAGUGAAGUUGUCAAUAGUACAUAUGUUCGACGCAUAGCUCAUGAAAUACUUGAUCGAUUAGAAGAACAAGGCCAGACAAGUAUUGGUGAACUGACUACCAUAUUCAGCCUACCUACAACUUUCAUAUCGAAUAUUAUGCAAGAAUAUCAAAGUACUUUAUUUCGUGUACAUAAAUAUGGUGAAAAGUACUUUACAGAUACUUUUCUAAAUGCUUCAAAGGCGAAAAUUCGUGGUUAUUUUACAGGUGUUAUCCGUCCUGUUACUUUGAGCUCGAUUGCUUCGAAACUUCAAAUUCCUGAAAAUUUAAUUAAUAGCAUUGUUUCUAGUCUUAUCAGCACUGGUCAGUUGUAUGGAAAUCUGAUUGCCGGUCGUAGUACCUUCGUUCCAAAAUGUUAUACUCAUGCUGAGGAUACAUAUAUCAAUUCGUUUUACUCUCAGAAUGGUUAUAUUGAAUGGAACUAUUUAAAACGAUUGAAGAUCUCUGAUCCAGCUUCAUAUUUAAAGACUAAACUUCCAAAUGCUAUACAUCUCCCUGGUCUUACGGUCAAUACAUUAAUAGUUGAUCAGUUAAAAUCCCUCAUUUCAGGGGUAGUCCGAGACGUAUCUUGGAUGGACCUGUCCCACUAUAUUCCAAAUGGAUUAGAUUCAGAUGAAAGGUCAGCACUAGUUAACCUUCUUUUGAAAGACGCUCCUGUAAAAAUACUUGAUACAUAUUUAAUUGCUGACAAAUUUAUUGAAAGCUGUGAAGCUCUCCUUGAGACAUACUUAAAGAAAAAAGCCCACACAGCCUUUCACCGUGAACGUUAUGCAAUCCUUUCAGGUCCAAUUCAGCAACAAUCUGUAGAAGUUAAUACACCUAAACAAGCAGUUACAUCUUCCAAAGGUGGAUUUGGUUUCGGUGCACGUGAAAUUAAAACCAAAAAUGUUAAGAAGAAAUAUAAUCCAAGUAAACGUAAGACAGGUAAUUUAUCAGCAGCUAAUGGUGCAGAACAUGAAUUUUCUGGUGGCUUUGGUGAUUCCGAGUUACUUAUAAAGGAUCUUUUUUCUCGUUAUGUUCUCAUGGACGAUAUUAAAAGUAUUUUGUCUUCACAGUUGUCAAGUGAUGUACCCAGUGAAAUGAUUGAUCAGAUCGCUGAUAUGUUGGAACUUUCUCUGCAGCAGUCGUUUGUAAGACAUAUUGGUUCCUUUGUUUCACCGAAUGCAGAUGCUAACUUCGAUCGUGAGAAAAAGUUACAAACCCAGGAAGUAGUUAAUAGUAUGCUUCUCAGUUUGCAGUUGUUGGAGAAAGGAGUUUGUUCAAUAAAUCGUGAAUCCCUGAAAAACCAAUUAUUACUUCAUCUUUUGAAGAAUUAUGGUAUGCCUAUCAUCCGGCAGCUAUGUGAUCACAUUUCCUAUGAAUUCGGAAUUUCCUGGCCUGAAUCAACAACCAGUAAAAAUGAUCCAUCAAAAAUAAGUUCUUCUGAUCCAACACAGAAUAACAGUGUCAAAUCAAAUAUUUCUGAGUCAUUGAGCGUUGAGUCGUACCAUCGUCUGAUAGAACUGUUGAAACUUACUGGUUUACCAGAUGCAACUUCGAUAAGCAGUGCUAUACACCAAGUUCUGGACAGCUUCAAAGUUGGACAAAAUAAUUUAACAUCGCUUGAAGUAUUUUAUACUUCAAUAAAAAAUCUAUCGGUUGACACUCUCGGUUUGACUCUUUCUGUAUUUCAUUCGCCUAAUGGUCACAAUAGUAAACGGGAACGAGAUGAACGACUUAAAGCUAAUGAAUUAGCUAUUCAAGUUGAAAUGCAACUAAAAGAAUCAGUAUGUAAUGCUAAAACUAAUAAUGAUUUAUUAAAAGCUUCAACAAUUGCAACUCUAGCUGCUACCUGUUUGUUCGCUCAAAUUAUUAAUGGCUGGCCAGUGACAGCACCUGGAAAAUGUGUACCUGAAUUAAUUGACUGGUUGUUUGAAACAUUGAAAUCUGAGGAUGAAUUAGAAUGCAACAAUAAUAUGAAGUCGAAUUCACAUAUUGCCGCUCUGAAAAUUUUACAGGCUUCAAAUGUUCUACAUGAUUUGAAUAAAGUGGCCAUUUAUAUUUCAGAGAAAGUACGUUCUGGAAAUGUUUCUGACGAAGAAGCCAAUAUCCAAACCUAUUUGAAACAUAUAUUAGAUGUGGGGACUCAGUGUAGAAAACAGUUGUAUGCAUGAAUGUUAUUUUAGUUAUCAGGUUAUUUCCUAUGGUGUUUGUUUACUUCAUUUAAUUAUUUCUAUAUUCUGACAUGAUUUAUAUUUCAUAUAUUUAUACUUUUGGGACUUUUUUUAGUUGUUGUCUUCGUUACACUAUCUGUAGUUGGCGCGCAGUUGCUUGAUUACUGACAACUUGUAUCCGCUUAUUUAACGAACUUCUAAG
Schistosoma turkestanicum is the source of this 2816-nucleotide messenger RNA. The record is from the annotation of a GenBank genome assembly. NCBI's taxonomy places the organism in Eukaryota, Metazoa, Platyhelminthes, Trematoda, Strigeidida, Schistosomatidae.